Impatiens glandulifera is the source of this 2718-nucleotide messenger RNA. Its product is annotated as cell division control protein 48 homolog C-like. NCBI's taxonomy places the organism in Eukaryota, Viridiplantae, Streptophyta, Magnoliopsida, Ericales, Balsaminaceae. Gene Ontology annotation, cellular component: nucleus. Bases 149 to 2506 code for a protein of 785 amino acids. Gene Ontology annotation, biological process: ribosome biogenesis. The transcript has 11 exons. Gene Ontology annotation, molecular function: ATP hydrolysis activity; RNA binding; preribosome binding. The record is from RefSeq and is a predicted model, not a curated record.
AAUCAAUUACCAGAGCUCGGGCGAAAUCUUCUUCAAAUUGCGCCGCCACUGAUUUCUUCCAACUGGUGAUCUCUUGUAGCAGCAGCAGUAUUUGGCGCGCAAGAAGCCCUUUCACCCCCUGUAGUUAUUCCGCCGUAAUAAUUUGUUAAUGGGGAAAAGACGAGGAGGUGGCGGUCGUGGGACAAUUACAUCUGCGGCCCUUCUUCGGCAUAUAGAAUCGUGUAAGCUCAAGUAUCCGACCGUUGAGGAACUUGUAGAUCAUCUUCGGUCCAACUACCCACAAUAUAGUCGGCAAAAGCUUCUUCCUUUAACCAGGGCAGUUAAGAGAACGUUAGAACACAUCAAUUCGAAGGAUGACCCAUCAAGCGAUAUCACCCUGUCAAGUUCCAUAAUGGACGAAGAUGAAACUGGUCGACCGUCUCAGAAGAAGAUGAAAUUGGUGAGCCAGAGUGAAAUGCAACCCAUACAAAAGAAACGGAAAACUUUUGACCAGGAAUAUGUACAGUCUGUGACAUCCUCCUCUAAGGAAGAAGAUGGUGUUAUUUCAACAUCUGAAGAUGCUAUUUUCCCAAAAAAAAAAUUGAAAAGGAAAGAAGAAGUUGAGAAGAAGAAUAAGAGUGUUGAAUUGGAGUCUAAUAAGGCUGCUAUGAAUGUUGGUUUGCUUGGAGACAAUUCAAAUUUGGGUAUGAUAAAAGGAAAAGAAAAAAGAUUAGUUGACAUCAGUGACGAGCAGGGGGGAGGGAAGAAGGGGACGAGGUUUAGUGACCUAGGUGGAAUGUCCAGUGUUUUGAAGGAAUUGGGCGAUGUGUUGUAUUCCAUUUCGCGUCGACGUCCUUUAGAAUAUAUUGGAGGGAGUCCGAUUACUGGGAUUUUGUUACAUGGGCCGCCAGGGUGUGGAAAAACAAAGUUGGUUGAUGCCAUAGCUGUUGAGUCUGGACUGCAUUUACAUAAAAUUUCGGCUAAUGAAUUGGUUACUGGUGUUACAGGUGCAUCAGAAGAGAAUAUCCGAGUUCUUUUUGAAAAAGCUUAUAGGACAGCACCCUCGAUUGUGUUUAUUGAUGAGAUUGAUAUUAUAGCUUCAAAAAGAGACAAUUUGCAAAGGGAAAUGGAGAAAAGAAUUGUUACACAGUUAAUGACUUGCAUGGAUAUUUCACAAAGACCUUCUUUUUCUAAUGAAACUCCUUAUGUUCUUGUAAUUGGGGCUACUAAUAGACCUGACAGUAUUGAUCCUGCAUUAAGAAGACCUGGAAAGUUUGACCAUGAGUUUGCUUUAGGCGUUCCUGAUGAAAAAGCUAGGUUGGAAAUUCUUACCGUUCUUAGUCGCAAAUUAAGGCUCGGGGGUUCUUUUGACCUUUUAAAGAUAGCCCGUUCUACAGCUGGUUUUGUUGGGGCUGAUUUGGAACAACUAGCAAAAAAGGCUGCAUUUCUAGCUUUGAUGAAAUUAAGGGACAGAAAAAAAGCAGAAUGUCAGAAAGAACCUGUAGAUGAUGAUUGUAUUGAGAAAGAACCUGCAGAUUCUGAUUGUACUGAGAAAGAACCUGCAGAUGAUGAUCAGAAUAAAUAUUUUCCUUUCCAUCCUAAAGAUAUGGAAACUUUUUACAUAACAAUGACUGAUUUUGAGGAAGCAGCUAAAAUGGUCCAGCCUUCAACAAAGAGAGAAGGGUUCUCUACCAUCCCUAAUGUGAAAUGGGAAGAUGUAGGUGGGAUGGAAUCAAUAAGGAAGGAUUUUCUCGAUAUAGUUAAUCAAAUUAAGUAUCCUGAUCAUUAUAAGAGAUUUAAUUUGAAUGAGAAAGGAUUUUUACUUUAUGGACCUCCUGGUUGUGGCAAAACAUUAAUUGCAAAGGCGGUGGCCAAUGAAUCAGGGGCUAAUUUUAUACAUAUUAAGGGUCCUGAAAUAUUGAGUAAAUAUGUGGGAGAAAGUGAAAUGGCGAUUAGAACUAUAUUCCGCCGUGCAAGGACAUGUUCCCCGUGCAUACUUUUCUUUGACGAGGUGGAUGCUUUGACAACCAAUCGAGGACAUGAAGGCGGUUGGAUUGUUGCAAGACUUGUGAACCAGUUACUGUUAGAGUUGGAUGGUGGAGAUGAAAGAAAGGAUGUCUAUGUUAUUGCUGCAACAAAUAGACCCGAAGCUGUAGAUCCUGCUCUCUUGCGGCCUAAUAGACUGGGGAAAUACUUUUAUGUUCGUUUGCCUAGCCCGGAUUCCCGUGGCUCGAUUCUUAAAGCUCUCGCGCGAGACAAACCGAUAGAUCCUAGUGUCGAUUUAUUAGAAGUUGGGAAGGAUCCAGCUUGCGAUAAUUUUAGUGGAGCAGAUCUUUCUGCACUUUUGAAUUUAGCUGCACGCACUGCAAUUGAUGAAUGCAUAGGCGGCUCAGAUGUGUUCGCCAUAAAUAGAAGGCAUUUCGACAUAGCUUUCCAAAACACCUUCCCAUCUGUCUCCCUAAAGGAAAUACAAUUUUACGAUAAAUGGUCAAAAAACAAAGAAGUCAACGAACGACAACGCAGUUGAUAGAUCGCAAAUGCCACAAUUUUACGAUAAAGUUGCAUGUUUUGGUUAUAGUUUUCCUUGUGAUAUUUUGGCAUGGGUUACUUUUUUUCUUUCUUUCUUUCUUUUUGCAUUUGAAGCACAUUUUUGCAGUUUAUUUAUUUAUGGGAUUUUUUUAUGGUUAAACUCUUUGACUAUCUUUGGUUACUUUUGGACUAAUGGAUACAUCUGCAGUG